Molecule: messenger RNA, 3129 nt
Organism: Limulus polyphemus (Atlantic horseshoe crab)
Lineage: Eukaryota; Metazoa; Arthropoda; Merostomata; Xiphosura; Limulidae
Product: zinc finger protein 271-like
Exons: 7
Coding region: 353-3064 (903 amino acids)
Biological process (GO): regulation of transcription by RNA polymerase II
Cellular component (GO): nucleus
Molecular function (GO): RNA polymerase II cis-regulatory region sequence-specific DNA binding; DNA-binding transcription factor activity, RNA polymerase II-specific
Source: RefSeq, a predicted model, not a curated record
CCCACCACUGCAUACUAGUUUGCAAGUUGCUACAAUUCUCCUCAUAAGGUCCUUUGUUUUGGAGGUGAUCUAAACUAGUUUUAAAUUUCCGGAAAGAAGAAAAGGCUAUCACAACGCAUAUAUGUUGAUAUUCUUUCUUGCUACUAGUAUCAAUGUCGUCAUUUUGUGACGAAACACGUUAAAUAUUGGGGUUAGUCAGGCGAGCUAAAUAAGUAGUAAAUUAAAAUUUAAACUGUUGUUGUCAAUAGUUUUCCUGUAGCACAAGCAGUGACUGCAACCGGUGGGUUGAUAUAGUAACUUUGAAACUGCAAGAUUCAAGAAAAUUUGUAAAGAAUGAAAUACUUGUUCAACCAUGGAAGGAUUAAGGAUGGAAGUUGAAUCUCUUUCUGCCGAGGAGGACAAUGCUUUGCUGAAAUUGAAGCUUCUGACAAAUGAAGAAGCAACAGAAGAAGCCGCUUCCUCAAAAGAAGAGUCUUCACUUUCCAUCACUGAUUUUAAAGCUGCAGAAGAAAAACAAGAAAAGAAUUAUGAUAAAAUACCGAAAACUGAGAACCCAAUUGUUAGAGUGAAAACAGAGCAACCUUGUGACCCACCACAGGAUGAUAUUAUUUCGAUGUUCAGCAGAAACGAUGAUGAAGCCCUUCAUUGUCUAAAUCUUGGUGUUAUGAAUUUGAAAAAAGAAAAUGAACCAGAAGAAGAAUUACAACAAAUUAACUGUGAGUUAGAAGUUUUAUCAGCAACAGAAGAAGCCGCUUCUUCAAAGGAAUCAUCUACACUUUUCAUCGCUGAUUUUAAAGUUGCAGAAGAAAAACAAGAAGAGAAUUAUGAUAAAGUACCAAAAGCUGAGAACCCAUUUGUCAGAGUGAAAACAGAACAGGAUGAUAUUAUUUCGAUGUUCAGUAGAAACGAUGAUGAAGUCGUUCAUUGUACACAUCAUGGUGUUAUGAAUUUGAAAAAAGAAAAGGAACCAGAAGAAGAAUUACAGCAAAUUAACUGUGGGUUAGAAGUUUUAUCAGAAACAAAAAGUUAUCAAUCCCUGAGAACAACUGAUGGUGAUGUGUUUGGUAUAACAUUAUCAAGGGAAAAUCACCAAGAAAGGCAUAAAAUUCCUCAUAGUGGAGAUAAACUGUACAAAUGUGUUACGUGUUGCAUGGAAUUCGAAACAAAUAGUGAGCUAAAAAAGCAUAACAAAAUACAUGGGCAGAAAUCGUACAACUGCUUAGUGUGUGGCAAAAACUUUCCAAAAAAGAGUCAAUUAAAACAACAUGGGAUGAUACACACUGGUGAGAAUUCUUUCAAAUGUGAAAUUUGUGGAAAGACAUUCGUGACAAAUCGUAGCUUACAACAACAUAACAUCGUACACACCAGGGAAAUAUUAUACAGCUGUGAAGUGUGUGGUACAAAAUGUUCAACAAAUAGGGAAUUAAAAGUGCAUCAUAAAAUACACAUUGAUGGGAAAUACAAUUGUACGAGGUGUGGAAAACAGUUUGGUAGUUAUGUUGCUGUAAAAAAACAUGAAAAAAUACACACACUGGUGAAAGGUAACACUUGUUUAGUAUGUGGCAAAAAAUUUGUAAGAAGUAGUGAACUAAAAAUACAUGAGAGGACACACACUGGGGAGAAACCUUACAGUUGUGUAGUAUGUGGGAAAACAUUUGUGUGUACAAGUACUCUUUACAUGCAUCAACGGAUACACACUGGUGAGAAACCACAUGGCUGUGAAUUGUGUGGUAAACAGUUUGUAAGUAAAAGUAGUCUUAAUUUGCAUCAGAGGAUACACACUGGAGAAAAACCGUACAGUUGUGAAGUGUGUGGCAAAACAUUUGUUAGUAGUAGUAGUCUUAAAACACAUCAGAGGAUACACACUGGAGAGAAACCAUACAGUUGUGUAGUGUGUGGCAAAAAAUUUACUUGUAAAAGUAGUCUUAAUUUGCAUCAGAGGAUACACACUGGAGAGAAACCAUAUAAUUGUGUUGUGUGUGACAAAAAAUUUAUGUGUUUAAGUAGUUUUUAUAUGCACAAAAGGAUACACACUGGAGAGAAACCAUACAAUUGUCAAGUGUGUGGCAAAACAUAUGUAAGUAGUAGCAGUCUUACUAUGCAUCAGAGGAUUCACACUGGAGAGAAACCCCACAGUUGUGAAUUGUGUAGCAAAAAAUUUGCAAGUAAAAGUAGUCUCAACUUGCAUCAUAGGAUACACACUGGAGAGAAACCUUACAAAUGUGAAGUAUGUGGCAAAACAUUCACAUGUAAAAGUAGUCUUAAUAUUCAUCAUAGGAUACAUACUGGAGAGAAACCAUUCAGUUGUGAUGUGUGUGGCAAAACAUUUGUUUAUAGUAGUAGUCUUAAAACACAUCAGAGGAUACACACGGGAGAGAAACCAUACAGCUGUGUAGUUUGUGACAAAACAUUUAUUCGUAAGAAUAGUCUUAAUCUGCAUCAAAGGAUACACACUGGAGAGAAACCGUACUGCUGUGUAGUUUGUGACAAGAAAUUUGUGUGUAUAAGUAGUCUUUAUAUGCAUAAAAGGACACACACUGGAGAGAAACCAUACAAUUGUCAAGUGUGUAGCAAAAAAUUUGUAAGUAGUAGUAGUCUUAAUGUGCAUCAGAGGAUACACACUGGAGAGAGACCAUGCAGUUGUGCAGUGUGUGGCAAAAAGUUUGUAAGUAAAAGUAUUCUUAACAUACAUCAGAGGAUACACACUGGAGAAAAACCAUACACUUGUGAAGUAUGUGGUAAUACAUUCGUUAGUAGUUGUAGCCUUAAAACACAUCAGAGGAUACACACUGGAGAGAAACCGUACAGUUGUGUAGUGUGUGACAAAACAUUUAUAUGUAAAAGUAGUCUUAAUGUGCAUAAGAGGAUACACACUGAAGAGAAACCAUACUGCUGUGUAGUUUGUGACAAGAAAUUUGUGUGUAUAAGUAGUCUUAAUGUGCAUCAGAGGAUACACACUGAAGAGAAACCAUACAAUUGUGAUGUGUGUGGCAAGAAAUGUGAAAGUAAGUGUAAUCUUAAAAUGCAUCAAAAGAUACACACUGAGAGUAAGCUUAUAAUUUAGAGAUGUGUGUCAGAAAUGUUUAAGAGAUUGUGAGCUCAAAAUAAAUACCAUAUUUCACCCUUUAA